AUGGCGCCAGUACGCGACACACGGUGGCUAGGGUUCGGGGUGACAUUACUAACCCUGGCGGUACUGGUGGGUUUGGGUGUGGAAGCGACAGAGACAACUGACAGCUACCGACUGACGGGGAGCAGUCGCAGCAACAGCAGCGCAUCGACAGCGUCCGCAAAGGAGACGGUGUCAACAUCAACUUCAUCAACCUCAACCGACGCUACUAUCAACCGCUGUCGCGAAGCCUGCCUGACAAAGCAUGCCGUGCCCGAUAUGGCGUGCAGCCAAACGCGAGCCUGCUCCACGUGCUGGAGCAGCUGUACCAAUCCGGGAGCUCCACCACCAACACCACCAUCCCGUAGAACCACUCUACCCCGAUGUCAGCUACAGCUCACCGUGCAGCGGAUGGUACGCAACGAGUCUCUCGUCACGGCGGACGUCAGCUGGUCGGCAACCCUGUCCGACAUCUGCAAUGGUACCAGCAUCGGACUGCCCGGUUCCAGCCAGUGUCUCGUCACGUGGGAGGUGUCCGGCGGUGGGCUGAUGGGCAACCUGCUGACUGAGUCCACCAGCGUGCAGCUAUCGCUCUGGUCGGACACAAACUACCGCGUGCAGGUUACAUGCCGCGGUAAGCAUUCGAGCUCCCUGAUCCGGUCGGCACCGCUUGUUCUCAGUACCGCCGGUGCUGGCACCACGCAGGAGGCAAAUCGGGUGACGCCGCUGCCGGAAGGGACGGCCUCCACGGUACAGCUGCUGAGCGAAGUUGCCGAAGGUGAUGACGAUGAGGCGCUGGCGCGCGAACUCGACUCCUCCGAAGUGCUCGACCGGGAUGGACACCGCAAGCGACCACCGAGUCCCCUCCAUCCCUGGCCAAUCGCACGAGAAAGCGAGAGUGAGAUCGCUAUCCUGGCGCUGUUUGUCGCGAUGCUGCUCUUUCUGCUCGUCCUGCUAACGAUCGUGAUACUGGUCAAGUGGCGACCCGCACCCGGUGAGCCCGAUCGGCACGAGAAAGACGUGCUGGUGGAGAACGACGUUAUGGUUGAGAUCCUGCACGUCUAG
Messenger RNA from Anopheles marshallii, 1041 nucleotides. RefSeq names its product transmembrane protein fend-like. Bases 1 to 1041 code for a protein of 346 amino acids. The record is from RefSeq and is a predicted model, not a curated record. NCBI's taxonomy places the organism in Eukaryota, Metazoa, Arthropoda, Insecta, Diptera, Culicidae. The transcript has 4 exons.